Pistacia vera is the source of this 735-nucleotide messenger RNA. Its product is annotated as reticulon-like protein B11. The record is from RefSeq and is a predicted model, not a curated record. Bases 146 to 649 code for a protein of 167 amino acids. The transcript has 5 exons. Lineage: Eukaryota; Viridiplantae; Streptophyta; Magnoliopsida; Sapindales; Anacardiaceae.
UCAACUCUUGAGACCUUUCUUGGCUUCCGUUUGUUUGUCAACAUCAACUCUUCCUCGUUAGUCUUUCCAUCCUCCUCCUCCCUUCCCUUUCCUUCCUUUCCCCGACGUUUCAGUUUCAAUCAGAAACCCUAAAACCUUCAUAUCCAUGGCAGAUUUUCAUCGCUUAUCUGUUCAUCAAUCUCUCGGCGGUGGCUUAGUUGCUGAUACACUAUUGUGGAAGAAAUGUUGUGGAGGGAUCGUAUUGCUAGCUUCGGCAACAGCUUUGUGGUUCCUCUUUGAGCGAGCUGGUUAUAAUCUCUUAUCUUUUGUUUCUAACGUGUUGCUUCUUCUCGUCUCAAUCCUCUUCCUCUGGGGAAAAUCUGCUUCCCUUCUCAAUAGGCCUCUGCCUCCCAUCCCUGAUCUGGAAAUUUCAGAUCAGUCUGUUGCAAAGGCUGCUGAUGAGGUGCGAGCUUGGGUCAAUUAUGCAUUGUCGAUUGCACAUGAUAUUGCUGUGGGUAGGAAUUUGAAAAAUUUCCUUCAGGUUGCUUUUGUGUUGUUGUUGGUAUCUUAUAUUGGUAGCCUCUUCAACUUUCUCACUCUCAUCUAUAUUGGGGUUCUUCUUAGUUUGUCUGUGCCUGUGCUUUAUACAAGUACCAAGACCACAUUAUAAAAGUUGUGCCAAACACAUAGAGUUAUUCAAACACAAUACAAGAAAAUUGAUGAUAACCUCCUAAAAAAGAUUCCAUUGCCCCAAAA